UCCCUGCACUACUACAUGCUCUCUGUGGAGAACAACUAUACCCACCUGCCAGAACCUCUCCGGUGCCGGGGAAGCCUGGACUUCAGAGAGCUGCGCUUCGCCCGCGCCAUGGCGUUCGCUAUCGAAGAGAUCAACAACUGCUCAGACCUGCUGCCGGGGAUCAUGUUGGGCUACCAGAUCCACGACUCCUGCUCCUCCGUCUCAGUGGCCACCAGGGCCGCCUUCCAGCUGGCUAAUGGGCGCGACCCAUACUUCUCUCCAGGCGCCCCAUGCUCCUCGUCAGCCACCAUCACCGCGGUCGUGGGAGAGUCGGGCUCCACGCCGUCCAUCGCUAUGUCACGAGUGCUCGGCCCCUUCGGGAUCCCUCAGGUGAGCCACUAUGCCACCUGUGCUUGCCUUAGCGACAAGCAGCAGUACCCCACCUUCUCCCGCACCAUCCCCAGCGACUAUUUCCAGGCUGCAGCUCUGGCCCAGCUGGUAAAGCACUACGGCUGGAUGUGGAUCGGUGCAGUGCGCAGUGACUCUGACUACGGCAACAGCGGAAUGGCGGCCUUCCUGAAGGCGGCCCGGGCGGAGGGCAUCUGCGUGGAGUACUCUGAGGCCUUCUACAGAACCAACCCCAGGGCCCGUGUGCGCCGUGUGGCCGAGGUCAUCCGUGGUUCCACCGCCCGGGUGGUGGUGGCGUUCGUCGCCCCCGGCGACAUGCUGGUGCUCCUGGCUGAGCUGGAGCAGUUGGCCCCGCCCCCUCUGCAGUGGGUCGGCAGCGAAUCGUGGGUCACUGACCCAGGGCUGGUCCGCUUCAGCAUGUGCGUUGGUGCCGUGGGCUUUGGUAUCCGGCGCGCCGUUAUCCCAGGACUACGAGACUUUCUUAUGGACCUGAACGCCGCCCAGGCGUCCGAAUCGCCCCUUCUGACGGAGUUCUGGGAGACGGCUUUCGGCUGCCACCUGCCGGGGGUGUCAGGGAGCCCCGAGCAGAGGCCGUGUAAUGGGAGUGAGAGCCUCCAGGGGCUGAAGAACUCCUACACGGACACGUCCCAGCUCCGCAUCACCAACAUGGUAUAUAAGGCCGUGUAUGCGGUGGCCCACGCCCUCCACGGCCUCAUCUGCACCGACCGAGCGGGGUCUCCCGCUCACUGUGACAGGGACAUGCCGCUCCAGAUGAUCCAGGUUUUGCAGCAGAUCCGGAAGGUGAAUUUCACCCUGAACGGGAACCGCGUUUCCUUUGAUGCCAACGGGGACCCGGUAGCCACAUACGAGCUGGUUAACUGGCAGGUGGGGGAGAGCGGGCGAGUCGAGUUUGUCACCGUGGGCUACUACGACGCGUCUGCACCCGAGGGCCAGGUCUUUGUGAUGCACAGGAACAUCACCUGGGCAGGCGGACAAACGCAGGUGCCAGUGUCAGUGUGCAGUGAGAGCUGUCCCCCAGGAACCCGCAAGGCCGUGCAGAAAGGAAAGCCUGUCUGCUGCUACGACUGUGUACCCUGUGCUGAGGGGGAGAUCAGCAACGCUACAGACUCCUUGGACUGUCUCAUCUGCCCAGCUGAAUCCUGGCCAAACCCCAAGCGAGACAGAUGUAUGCACAAGCUCAUCGAGUUCCUGUCGUUCGACGAGAUCCUGGGAGCGAUCCUGGCCACGAGCUCUGUGGCUGGGGCUGGCCUUUCUGUCGCCAUAGCAGCCGUCUUCUACAGACACAAGGACACGCCCAUCGUCAGGGCCAACAACUCUGAGCUGAGCUUCCUGCUGCUCUUUUCCCUGACCCUGUGUUUCCUCUGCUCACUCACGUUCAUCGGACCACCCUCCAACUGGUCCUGUAUGCUGCGCCACACGGCGUUUGGCAUCACCUUUGUCCUCUGCAUCUCUUGUGUUCUGGGGAAAACAAUAGUGGUGUUAAUGGCCUUCAGGGCUACACUCCCAGGCAGUAAUGUCAUGAAAUGGUUUGGACCUGUACAACAAAGGCUCAGUGUGGUCUUCUUUACAUUUAUACAAGUAUUAAUAUGUGUUUUAUGGCUGAGCCUGUCACCCCCAUUUCCCAUUAAAAACUUGUCACAUUAUAAAGAGAAAAUUAUACUUGAAUGUAGUCUAGGAUCUAAUGGUGCCUUCUGGGCUGUGCUGGGGUACAUUGGUCUCCUCUCUGCCCUGUGCUUUGUACUGGCUUUUCUGGCCAGGAAGCUGCCUGACAACUUCAAUGAAGCCAAAUUCAUCACCUUCAGCAUGAUCAUAUUCUGUGCCGUCUGGAUCACCUUUAUCCCAGCCUAUGUCAGCUCACCUGGGAAGUUCACUGUGGCCGUCGAGAUAUUUGCCAUUUUAGCUUCCAGUUUAGGUCUGAUCGUGUGUAUAUUUGCUCCCAAAUUUUUUAUAAUAUUGUUUAGGCCAGAGAAGAACACAAAGAAACACAUGAUGGGGAAAGUUCCUUCCAAGGCCCUCUGA
This is a messenger RNA of Paramormyrops kingsleyae, 2427 nucleotides long. RefSeq names its product extracellular calcium-sensing receptor-like. Gene Ontology annotation, cellular component: plasma membrane. The record is from RefSeq and is a predicted model, not a curated record. Lineage: Eukaryota; Metazoa; Chordata; Actinopteri; Osteoglossiformes; Mormyridae. Gene Ontology annotation, biological process: G protein-coupled receptor signaling pathway. Gene Ontology annotation, molecular function: G protein-coupled receptor activity.